CUGCCCCGCCCCCUACGCAAACUCAGAUCCUCGCGUUCAUUUCAUUCUUGCCCUCAUUCCGCGCAUACUUCACAUCGCUCUUAGAUACGCGGAAUAGUCGCGCUCUCUCACGCGCUCGGACGUAAGAAAAAAAGUGAUCAGCUGGAAACAAAUCCGUGCGUGCGCGCGAGCAGAUCCCGAGCUUCACACGCGUUUCAAAAACUGAGAUUGUACAAACAUCCGCAGAGAUUUUCGUCACUUGUGGAUUUUCCUGCGACCAGCUGCGCCAACUGGUUCACCGCGAUCUCUCUGUAACUGUUUGCGCUCCCCAGGAUCGGGCUCGGAGGUCCCAGCCGUUGCCAUGGAUCACAGCAGUUGGAGUGGCAGCGAGAGUGCCGGGGAGGAUAUCGAAAGAAUGAGCGAUUCGGCCGAUAAACCAAUGGACGGGGAUGCUGAGGGUGUGUGGAGUCCUGACAUUGAGCAGAGCUUUCAGGAGGCCUUGGCUAUCUACCCACCCUGCGGUCGACGAAAAAUCAUCCUGUCCGAUGAGGGGAAGAUGUACGGUCGCAAUGAAUUAAUCGCCAGAUACAUCAAACUCAGAACGGGAAAGACAAGGACAAGAAAGCAGGUCUCUAGUCACAUCCAGGUUCUUGCCCGGCGGAAAUCCAGAGAAUUUCACUCCAAGCUGAAGGACCAGACCGUGAAGAACGAUGCGAUCAACAGGAUGGCAGCCAUGUCUUCGGCACAGAUAGUCUCAGCCACGGCCAUCCACAACAGACUGGGACUGGCAGGGAUCCCAAGACCCACUUUGCCUGGAGCAGCAGGGUUUUGGCAGGUGUCAACAGGGCAGCCGGGAUCCUCGCAAGACAUUAAGCCAUUCACACAAAAUUAUCCAAUCCAGACAGCCACAGCCAUUUCAGCUUAUGAGUCGCCGACACCUCCGUCAACCGCAUUGCCGCCUUGGCACGGGCGGUCUAUCGGCACCUCCAAACUGCGGCUGGUUGAGUUUUCAUCUUACCUGGAGAACCAGAGGGACCCAGAAUCGUACAACAAGCAUCUGUUUGUGCAGAUCGGCCAGACGAAUCUUUCCUACAGCGACCCGCUCCUGGAGACAGUGGACAUACGUCAGAUCUACGAUAAAUUCCCAGAGAAGAAGGGCGGGCUGAAGGAGCUAUUUGGAAAAGGGCCUCAGAACGCCUUCUUCCUGGUGAAGUUUUGGGCUGAUCUGAAUUGUAACAUUCAGGAAGAUUCAGGAGGAUUUUACGGUGUGACCAGUCAGUAUGAAAGCUCAGAGAAUAUGACCAUCACCUGCUCGACCAAAGUUUGCUCGUUUGGAAAACAAGUGGUUGAAAAAGUAGAGACAGAAUACGCCCGGUUUGAGAAUGGACGCUUCGUGUACAAAAUCAGCCGGUCCCCCAUGUGUGAAUACAUGAUCAACUUCAUCCAUAAACUGAAACACCUGCCUGAGAAAUACAUGAUGAACAGCGUACUAGAAAACUUCACCAUCCUAUUGGUGGUGACGAACAGAGAAACACAAGAGACCCUGCUGUGCAUGGCCUGCGUGUUCGAGGUCUCCAACAGCGAGCACGGCGCACAGCAUCACAUCUACCGACUGGUCAAAGAUUGAAGUUCCACAUCUCGCACGUGUCACACUAAGCAGAAUCCGGCUCCCCGCUGGCCACAGAGAGGAAAUAAGAGAACAGUGGAGACUUUAUAUUCACUGAGGCGUUUAGCCAAGGCAACUACACAGCCGAUGGCCGAAGAGGACUAAGACAAGCCUUUGAAUGACUCACAAGCUCAUUUUAAGCGGCUGCGCCUGUAUCAGUCCCACCCAGGGCACGUUUCGGGCGUGGUGUGAAAUAACUACAUUUAUUAUCAUUUUUGUCAUUCGUGCUUUGGUGUUUGUUCGUUUGUUUUUUAAUCAGUUGUGUUAAAAUUGGCGGUACGGUUUUGUUACGUUUAUUGGAUGUUUAUGUUAUUAACCUGGUUGAUGUUUUAACCAACUUUGUUUGGGAAGGAUGUUGUUUAUAUAAAGUUGCAUCGGUAUAGUACACAAAAGCUUUGUUUAUGUUGUACUAUCUGUUAUUCUAACACAAAACAGUACAUUACAAAGACUUAAACCCCGGGGUAUUUUCAUCUUAGUGAACUUUUAUGAAAGAGCAUUGAAAAUGUACUGUAUUAUUUAUGAGGAACCGUCUGCCUUACACUGCACAUGAGCUCUUUCAGUGUGACCUGCGAUCGAAAAACUAAAACACUAGAAACAAAUACAGUUUUUUAAUACAAAAAUAAAACAUGAAACGAAUAAUGUACAUAAAAUCAGGACACUGAAUAUGUUGAAGACAAACAGAUCCAAAACUCUAAACUGCUUUUUGCGUGUCGCUCGCCACUUGAUGAAGACAGUUGUGUUUGUGAAUUUUUCAGUGUUUGCGUUUAUAAAAAUCAUCACAUUAGUGUUUUUCAGAUUUUCACAGUCCAUAUCUUUUCAUAUCAAAAGAGGCUCCGGAAGAAAGGAAAUCUACAUAGCAAAAUCACCAAAGCAUAAAAGUAUAUUGUGCCUUAGUGUUUCUCAUCACAGACUGUCGAAUUCUCACCUAACGUUUGUAUUUUGUCCCACAAAAAUGUUAAUAUGUUUUAAGUCAGUAAGACAAAGCAAAGUAGGUCAUAUCUUCUCUCUUGUACACCAAAUAAAUACACCACUAUCACUUCUGUUCAUACCAGGGUAAUGCUACAGGUGUUGAAAGUGCCUUCUGUGUGUUUCUUUCAGCUCAGAAAAGAUUUAAAAUGUUGACACCAAAAAGUGAAUCAUGUUUGGAUUAUAUCACCAUAAUGCCUUGUGGGUGCUGAGGGUCUGGCUGAAAGAAAAGUGCAUUUUGCUACUGUAUAUUGAUGAAAAAUGUACAUUUAUACGUUUGGUUUUCACAUUGGACAUCAACAAUGCAAAAUGGGGGAAAUGCACAUUAUGAAAUAACAAUAAAUACUAAAGCCAUUGACUACAGUAUCAUAGAGGACGGCUGAUAAGAUUUCAUGUACACAAAGGCUCAGAAGAUAAGAGUUAUGUCAGAAUUUCAUAUCUUAAAUUACUCUGUUCAAAUUGUUGCUCUCAGUUUUACUUAAGACGGUUCAACAAGAUUUAUUUUCUUGGUCAACCAUGUUGUACAUGUUUUGGAAAGUAUUUGUUAGUAAAAUGAAAACUAAUGUAUUUCAUGACA
Triplophysa dalaica is the source of this 3188-nucleotide messenger RNA. It is a transcript of the gene tead1a, whose product is annotated as TEA domain family member 1a. Gene Ontology annotation, biological process: embryonic organ development; regulation of transcription by RNA polymerase II; hippo signaling. The record is from RefSeq and is a predicted model, not a curated record. The transcript has 13 exons. Gene Ontology annotation, cellular component: transcription regulator complex. Lineage: Eukaryota; Metazoa; Chordata; Actinopteri; Cypriniformes; Nemacheilidae. Gene Ontology annotation, molecular function: DNA-binding transcription factor activity, RNA polymerase II-specific; RNA polymerase II cis-regulatory region sequence-specific DNA binding. Bases 341 to 1606 code for a protein of 421 amino acids.